AUGCCACCAUGCCACUUCCUCCGCCAUCUCUACUUCUUCUUCUUAUUGCUGUCACCAUGGACAUCUUCUUGCGCCGCUGAAUCGUCCAAUCUGAUCUCCCUAUACGGACGAGCCGCUGGCAGAUCGCUCUUGUCUUCAGAAGAACCAAACACGGAGCUUGUCGUUGAUCUCUCUGGGAAAGUAUCUUUAAUAAUGCAUCCAUCAAACAAACCAAUCUGGUCUUUUUCAACAGGAUCACCCAUUCAUUCCUCUUAUCAAGCUCCUCUAAGUGUUGUCAACAACACAGAAAACGCUACCGAGAUAAGCAAAGCUUUCGUUGUAGAAUACAUAGACAAGUCUGAGGUUACAACGGUUGAUGAUGGCUAUACUAGAAAGACUAUGGAAGACUUGCUUAUGGAGAUGCCGCGUGUACUAAUGAUGGUCUGA
Eruca vesicaria subsp. sativa (arugula) is the source of this 426-nucleotide messenger RNA. Lineage: Eukaryota; Viridiplantae; Streptophyta; Magnoliopsida; Brassicales; Brassicaceae. The record is from the annotation of a GenBank genome assembly.